Molecule: messenger RNA, 1851 nt
Organism: Amoebophrya sp. A120
Lineage: Eukaryota; Dinophyceae; Syndiniales; Amoebophryaceae
Source: the annotation of a GenBank genome assembly
UGGCACUGGCCGGAAUAGAAACGACGACACAAAAAUUCGGAACAAUAGUAGAAAACAACGACGGCGACACAGGAAUAAAAAACUUCAUGACGUCGUCGGCCCCCCCGACGAAGACAACAACAACCACCGCAGAUAUUUUUUUCACAACCCCCACCUUUUUUUCCACCCAAUUACGCGACAAUGUAGGGUUUCAUUUUCCCAGUUACUACGACGAGCAGAACUACAACCAGCCGGCGUUCUCGAGGAACACAGGCAAAAAUACCGCAAUUGGCGUCGCGCAUGGUAGUGAACUGUCCGGGAAUAGUGGUGACUCAACCACCGCCUCGAUCGACGAGGCUUUGCUGCUUGCGGAGGGUGAUGACCACGAGGACGUUCUGCUCAACACGAACGACAACAACGAAAAAAGCAGCCGGAGUAGCAGCGGUGCCUCAUCGACAUCUUCGAAGGCCGAUGGCGAAAGUGGCUCAGAUGCAGUACCACUACCUCCUGCAGGUGACGGAAGUAGUAAAGCGAAAGAAGGAGCAAAAGAGGACCUGUCAACUACAGGACGAACGACAGCAGCUUCUACCACUAUUUCCGAUAAAAACAAGAAUCAGAUCGUGCUCGACGACGACAUUUUUGACUUAGAGGAGGAGGAGGAGGAGCAGAGCUCCGCGAUUGACGACGACUUUAUCAUUUCGGCAGGAGGAAGUAGUCGGAGAAAUUCCAAUUUCCCCUCCUCAGAUGUGGAAGCAGUAGAGCCAGGAUCUUCUCGCAUCAACGGCCAGGAAUUAGUCAAGACUGGUCUUCACGGUGCAUCUCAUCAUCAUGGAACUCACCACCAUGGUGCUCAUGGACACCAUCACAGUUCAUCUGCGCACCAAGCCCGCGCGCCAAUCCCCCCAGGGGACAUCGGCAACGACGUUUUACUCGUGGUUCUCGCGGACCCGGGGGAGGUCCGGGCUGUGCGGAAGGACACCGGGGAGCCGAUUUUCAGGUACCAAUUAGGGAGGCCGCUGGUCGGAGGGUCAUUGGAACAGGCAAGUAGUGGUGCCAAAACUGGAACUAAUGGGGGAAACGGUUUAUUCGAGGACCAUGGUACGAAAAAUACCGGUGGCGCAACAGGACCAAAUGCAGCCGGGCAUCAAGGUGCGAGUAGCUCUGGUCGUGCAGGAAAUAGUAACCACGCCGGUGCAGCUGCUGGUCCAGACCCCGUCCCCCGGUUCGCGGUGGAUUUCGACGGUAGCGUUUUGUACACGCGUGACAGUGUGCAGUUCUUCGCGCUGCCGCACCUGAAGCUCAAGGACUUGGUGGAAAAAUCCCCGAUUACGUCGUUACCGGGGUUCCCAGACCUGUAUUUCACGGGGCAGAAGCAAACAAAGUUCCACCAGGUAGAAUUGAAGUACGACGCGUCCACGAUUAUCGGGCAAACAGCAGCGGAUGCUGAAAAUGCUGGACCAACAUCGUCGGGUACUAGCUCGAGUGGAAGCGACGGGAGUGCUGGUAGCGGUACUCAUAGCACUUCUUCCUCUACUUCGCAAUUUAGCGGCUCCUCAGAGGACCAGCUGGGAACUCCGAGCAGUAGCACGCACAGCCCGCAUUCCAGCAGCAUCGCAACAACCACCACCACCUCGAACAGCCCGGGUGGAGGUCUUGCGCACCACCAUGUCGGCACGUCGAGUGGAGGAGCGACGACCCCUUAUAGCGUUGGGCUGUCCUACCUGGCCCCACAACACACGGUCACCGCACAUAGUAUGGACGGAAGUACAAUAACCGGCGAAGCGUGCAGUAGCGCCAGCGGACCUUCGAAUGAAGAUAAAGCGCACAGUCAUUUUGGUGGGCUGUUUUCAACAACAUCUUCGGACGGAACGG